AGUGGCUCACUACAUUGUCCACAAUAUCCUGUGUAGGAAGGUCAAUUCUGCUCACAUUUAAAAGAAACAUGUUACCAUCAACUCCUUUAAGUGAAAGACCCCAGUGGACGUCAAAGAAGACACUGGAUAUCCCAAGAUACUAUCAAGCCUACCAUUCCCCUGAUGCAACAAUGGUCAUUAGGGGCCUCCCACCUGCAGUUAAAGAACCAGAUCCUGGAGUGGGACUUGGGGUAGAAGAGGGGCUACUUUGCAAACUGCUUCAUUCUCCAGAGUUUAACUUGUUUCCCAACUCAGCUGUCUUUGAAAGCAACUUCAUCCAGGUCUCAAAGUUCAAGAAUUGGAAAAAUAUCUAUGAUGCAUCUACAACUAUGGCUCUUGGUGUGACCUCAUCAGUGGCUUGCUUGCCUCUUCCCAACAUCCUUCUGAUGGCCAAAGUUAAGUGGCCCAAAGGGCAAUCUCCAAAAUGGAUCAGUCCAACAGAAGCACCAACUAUCACCCUCAAAAGAAUUCUCCCACUGAAGUUUGUGGAACUCCAAGUUUAUGACUGGUCCCAGAGAAUCCUCAGGGUCCGGACAGUCGCUGAAAAAAUUUACUACCUAAAACUCCACUUGGACCACCCUGCGGUUGUGUUCCAGUUCUGGGUCCGCCUGCUGUAUAUUCUGGAAAGGGGACUGUCCAUUACUACAAAAGACCCGAGAAUUCAUGUGACCCACUGCCUGGUGCCUAAGGCUCCAGGCAAACUUGCUGGAAAUGCCCCAGAAACAGUUGAAAUUAACAUACCACUACCUGCUGGACCAAGUGAGAGCCUGGCUCUCCUUAUGGCCCAGGGGGUAUCUGAAGCCUCUUCAAAGAAUAGAGCAAACUUAAGGAAGCACAAGAAAGCAGCUAAAACCAAUGAUGUCAGCAUCACAGAAGUCAUCAGAAAUGUUUGGACAAGCAACUCAGAACAAGAAUUUUCCUCCCAAGAAAGCAAUCGAAGAAAUGAAGGAGAUGUAUGCUUGAGAGACUCUUUCUCUCACAGUAUGUGGGAAAGAGAAAAUCCCUCUGGGCCACAGCCACUGUCUCUCCUUAGCACCCUAGCAGCCUCUACUUGUUGCUUUGGUCCAAAGCCUUAGGGGGUACGGCCAUGAUCAUACAAUGGAUUUUGCAGCAGAAAGUAUUCAACAGCAGCAGAAAAAAGAGAUGGUUGGCAGAACAAUCAGAUGGCUGACAAGAGGAAAGGCAGUCUGAAACUGUCCAAAAAGGUGGCUGAUGGCCAUGGAGGGACUCAGGGUUACCCAGCAGGGAUGUCUAGGAACAGCAGAAGCUAAUAAUAACAGAAAACUGCAAUUUCAGUCAACAACGACAGCAACUGGUAACCAGAAGGCAGAAAAGACAGGUGACAGCAGAAGCAAUAACUAAACAUGGACUCUAGAGUUAAUUAAUGCUCAAAAGAAAAUGACAACAAUGGAAAUGAACUCAACAGCAAUGGAAAAGAUGAAUUUCAAAGCUGCCCCAAAGGAGUACAAAACUAAGAAUAUCAAUGUAGACUCUUAAAAAUUAUCAUGGAAAUCGAACGAAUGAUACUAAAAUGGCCAAGCUACACAACUACUCUGAUGCUUUGUUUUUAAUGAGAAAACUAAGGAAAAGCAGUCUGGACAAUUAAGAAGUCAUAAAGGCCUUCUUAAUAUGGGCGUUGUGAUAGGAAAGCAAACAAAGCAGAUAUAGCUUGUCAUAUUUGGAAU
Molecule: messenger RNA, 1724 nt
Organism: Sarcophilus harrisii (Tasmanian devil)
Lineage: Eukaryota; Metazoa; Chordata; Mammalia; Dasyuromorphia; Dasyuridae
Product: protein FAM71F1-like
Exons: 8
Coding region: 69-1115 (348 amino acids)
Cellular component (GO): nucleus
Source: RefSeq, a predicted model, not a curated record